Molecule: messenger RNA, 2545 nt
Organism: Cannabis sativa
Lineage: Eukaryota; Viridiplantae; Streptophyta; Magnoliopsida; Rosales; Cannabaceae
Product: exocyst complex component EXO84A
Exons: 7
Coding region: 139-2427 (762 amino acids)
Biological process (GO): Golgi to plasma membrane transport; intracellular protein localization; exocytosis
Cellular component (GO): exocyst
Source: RefSeq, a predicted model, not a curated record
GGAAUAAUAAUAUAAUUAUUUGGUAAAAUCAGAAUCAAAAUUCCAUAACUUAAUCAUUUAGAAUUAGGCUUUUGAGAUUAAGAUAUAUAUUCUUGAUUUGCAUGGGUGAAGAAGAAGGAAGAAGAAGAAGAUUAAGAGAUGGACUCAUCAACAUUCUCAUCAAUAUCAAGAGGAUCUUCUCUUGGAGAUUCUUCAGAACUUGAUGCACAUUUAACUCUAAGUGAUAAGCUUAAGCCCUUCAAAACUUCUCAUUUCGAUCCUGAUGCUUACAUUACCUCUAAAUGUUACACCAUGAAUGAAAAGGAGAUUAGGCACUUGAGCUCUAACCUGGUGGAUUUGAAGAAAGCUUCGGCUGAGGAAAUGCGUAAGAGUGUUUAUGCUAACUAUGGAGCCUUCAUUCGUACAUCAAAGGAGAUAUCUGAUCUUGAGGGGCAACUUCUUUCGAUGAGAAAUCUCUUAUCAACUCAAGCAGCUUUUGUUCAUAGUUUAGCUGAAGGAGUUGGUCUUGAUUCACUAUCAAGUGAUGAAGAAGAUUCAUGUUUAGAAGAUCAUACAUCUCAGCAAAACAUACACCUUUCAAAGAUGGAGAAUUGGCUUGUAGAGUUUCUCGACACCCUCGAGGUUCUCUUAGCCGAAAAAAGAGUAGACGAAGCUUUAGCCGCCUUAGACGAAGGAGAAAAAAUAGUAGAAGAAGCCAACCAAAGAAAAUCCCUUAACACAUCUUCACUCUUGUCAUUCCAAAUCGCAAUAACCGAACAAAGACAGAAACUAGCUGAUCAACUAGCCGAAACCAUGAGCCUAAGUUCAAUUCGCGGUGUUGAAUUGCGCUCAGCUGUUUUAGCCUUAAAAAAACUCGGGGAUGGUCCUCGAGCUCACACAUUACUUCUCAAUUCUCAUCAACAAAGGCUCCACACAAGCAUUCAGAGCUUUCGCUCCUCAAAUGCAUUGUGUGGAAGAGCUUACACAACUACUAUUUCGCAGCUUGUGUUCUCAACUAUUGCUCAAGCUGUUAAUGACUCUAUGUUGGCUUUCGGGGAAGAACCCGCUUACUCGUCUGAGCUAGUUACUUGGACAGUAAAACAAACCGAAACUCUAGCUCUUCAUCUUAAGAGACAUGUUUUGGUAUCUUCAGCAGCAUCAGGGAGUUUAAGAGUGGCUGCAGAGUGUGUUCAAGUGUGUUUAGGCUAUUGUUCUUUGUUGGAAGCUCGCGGGCUGUCGCUUUCGUCUGUGUUGUUAAGGCUAUUUAGACCCUUUAUUGAGCAGACAUUUAGUGAUAGUUUGAAGAAGAUUGAGCAGAGCAGUGCUGCUGUUGCUGCUGCUGAUGAUUGGUGUCUGGUUUACCCUGUUGGAACUCGCCCUGUUAGUGGCUCAAAUGCUUCUCAGCCUAAACUAUCAAGUAGUGCUCAUAAAUUCAGUUCAAUGGUUCAGGACUUUGUUGAAGAUACAGGGCCACUUGAGAGUUUUAAAAUGGAUAAUCUAACAUUAGAAGGAAUGCUUAAAGUGUUCAAUUCCUAUGUCAAUUUGCUUAUAAAUGCAUUGCCCGGUUCAACCGAAAAUGAGAACUUAGAAGGUUUUGGGAACAAAAUUGUGAGGAUAGCCGAAACCGAAGCUCAACAGAUUGCGUUGCUCGCGAAUGCGUCGUUGUUAGCGGAUGAGAUACUCCCCCGAGCUGCCUUAAAACUUAUGCCUUUUCAACAACAAACCAACAAUAGAUCAUUGGAGACUCCGAGGAAAGGUCAUUCUGAUAGGCAAAACCGUGUCCCCGAACAAAGGGAAAUAAAAAGGCGACUUCAACGUGCUGUGGAUCGCCUUCGCGACAGCUUUUGUCGCCAACAUGCACUCGAUCUCAUCUUUACUGAAGACGGCGAAACUCAACUUUGUGCACAAAUGUACACAAAUUUGGACUCAUAUGCAUAUGAGCCAGAGUGGUUUCCUUCUCCAAUUUUUCAAGAACUUUAUGUGAGGCUAACGCGAAUAGCGAGCAUUGCAACGGAUAUGUUUGUUGGUAGAGAAAGAUUUGCGACAGUUCUAUUAAUAAGACUUUCGGAGACUGUGAUCUUAUGGCUCUCAAAUGAUCAAAACUUUUGGGAAGAAAUUGAGUCAGGACCACAUCCAUUAGGUCCUCUUGGGCUUCAACAGUUUUAUUUGGAUAUGGAGUUUGUGAUGUUGUUUUGUUCACAAGGCCGGUAUCUGUCUAGGAGUCUACAUCAGGUUAUAAAAGACAUUAUUGAUAGAGCUAUUCAAGCACUUUAUGCUACUGGAAUAGACCCACAAAGUGUAUUGCCAGAGGAUGAGUGGUUUGCAGAAGUGGGCCAAAUAGCAAUAAAAAUGUUAAGUGGUAAAGCCAACUUUGGUAAUGUAGAAAGAAAUCCUGUAACUAGCCCUACUUCAUCUUCCAUUUAUUCUCAUGGAAGUAACUUAGACUGAAAUACUCUAUCAAUAAUAAUUCAUCUAUUUAUAUACAUAUGAAUAUUUGCGGUGUAAAUACCAUAUGUUGUGUUUUUCUUGUAGCGGUUACAAUAAACUUCGUUAAUAUAAUGAAGUA